Molecule: messenger RNA, 2990 nt
Organism: Nothobranchius furzeri (turquoise killifish)
Lineage: Eukaryota; Metazoa; Chordata; Actinopteri; Cyprinodontiformes; Nothobranchiidae
Gene: cdhr5b
Product: cadherin-related family member 5b
Biological process (GO): cell-cell adhesion mediated by cadherin; adherens junction organization; multicellular organism development
Cellular component (GO): adherens junction; catenin complex; membrane
Molecular function (GO): cadherin binding; calcium ion binding
Source: RefSeq, a predicted model, not a curated record
AGAUAAGCAGAGAACAGAGACAUGAAGGCCAGUUCACACAGAGAGGACGGAGACAUGGACGCAAUUCAUCCACAACUCUUCAGCUUCUUCCUGUUUUUCCUCCAAACCUCCACCGUGACAGCGAACAUCUGCGACGCCCCUUCCGCCGUAAACUUUGCAGAAAACAACAAAGUGGGCGAUCCUGUGACAACCAUCUUUGUCCAAGCUGGAGUGAUCCUUGAACUGACCUCCACAGACAUCCCCUUUAGACUUGAUGCAAACCAGCUAAUAGCUACAGCUGUGCUGGACUAUGAAAACACAGAGACCCAAAUCUUUUCUGUUGGCGUCCUCUGCAGGUUAGAAGAAGUAUCUCAAAGAACCCUCAGAAUCACCAUUCUUGUGGAAAAUCUAAACGACAACCCGCCCGUUUUUGACCAGAAUGUGUACCACGCCAGUGCCAACGAGCUGUCUCCCAUAGACACAACUGUAGGAAGGUUUGCUGCCACAGAUGCUGAUGGACCUCGGAUCUUCUACCAGCUGGCAUCUUCCCCAAGUGAGUUUAAACUCAAGUCAUCCAUUAUCCCAGAAAUCCUCGUUAACGGGCGCCUCGACUAUGAAAAAGUCAAAGAGUAUCAGCUUGUGCUGGAAGCCCAGGACACGCCGCUGGCGUCACCACCUGAGGAAACCUCUUUUACUGCCACCACAACCAUCAUGAUCUCCAUCUUGGAUGUUGACAACAGACCUCCUUGGUUCCAACCUUGCCACCAAACUGAAGUGAAUGGAGCUGUGGUCUGUGAGACAACUGGCUACACUGGCAAAGUUGACCUAGAUGAACAAGUGACUGGAGUCCUACCCCUGAAACCAGGUCCUCUCUAUGCCAUUGAUGGAGACUUUGGGAUAAAUGAGCCGAUUAGAUACUCGUUCCUUUCCGAAAAUGAACCGGGCCUUUUUGUAAUCAACCAAGACACCGGAAACAUCACCAUGUCGAGGCCAGCCGAUGUACUGGAGCCAAUCAGACUGACAGUUCUGGCUGCACAGAGGACCAACACUCACCAGUUUUCUACAACUAGUGUUCUGAUCGACGUCAUUGUGAAGAGCCUUCACGCACCGCAGUUUCAGAGGCCUGAGUACGAAGCUCUCAUCACCUCAACAGGCUCAAUGGCAGUGGACCCAAAGAACAACCAGCCAUUACAGAUCCUGGCCACGGAUGAUGACUAUUCUGCUACUGGGGGAAUUAAUCCCUACAUAACUUAUUCAGUUGAAGGAAGCAGUGACCUUGCUAUUGUUGGAAGCUACUUGUUCAUGGUCAAAACUCUCCCAGAAGGCACAUCCUCCUUCCAAAUUUUGGCCAAAGACACAAAGACUGAUGAUACAGCAACAGCGCGACUUCGGGUGGAGGUGAAUGUGGGUUCUUCCACCAGCAGUUUGCCCCCGAGCACCACAGACAUUACGAGCACAAGCGUGACCAUGGAAGAAUCCACUGCCAGUGGCGAGAUGACUAGUGAGCUCAUGCCCACAACCAACCCCAGUAUGUCCACUGGCUUCUCCAGCACCAGCACCAGCACCAGCAUAACCAUGUCCACUGGCUUCUCCAGCACCAGCACCAGCACCAGCAUAACCAUGUCCACUGGCUUCUCCAGCACCAGCACCAGCAUAACCAGUGAGAACCCCACAUCCCCCACUGAAGGAGGACCCUCAACUUCGAUCACAGCUCACCCAGUGGUCCCAUCAGGUGGAUUUGGAGUGGUGGACAUGGCAGCACUCGGAGCAACCCUGGGUGUUCUUUUGUUUGUCUCUCUGGUGGUCAUCGGGGUGCUUAUUUAUUGCAUUCAGAAAGGGAAAAAGGACUGGAAGAAGAUCCAAGAAGCGGCCAUGUUUCAAAACUCUCUAAGCCAAGGCCCAGAAGGUAAGAAGGAUGGAAUGCAGUACACCAAUGAGGCCUUCCAGGGGGAUGUUGAUGGAAGCAGCAUGGGCUCAGAUGGUCCAUAUUGGGGCAUCAAGACAGCUCAAGGAGACCAACCAACAGAGUGGAGCAUCCCUUCCAACGAGAUGAACCAGAGGUCUUCUGCUGUUCCACUCGCCAUGCUUCCAGACAACACCAGUGACACUGGCUUAGAUAAGUCUGAUGAUGAAAAAGAGGUGAGGCCCAUUCUGACCAAAGAACGACGGGUUGAGGAGGGAUACAAGUCAGUCUGGUUUAAGGAGGACAUUGAUCCUAAUGCCAAGGAAGAGGUGGUCAUUAUCCCAGACAGCAGAGAGGAUGAAAGUGAGGAGGAAGAUGACAAACCAUCAUCUAGUGGCAAAAACACACCUGACGAAAAGAAUUCACAAAUAAAAGCAUCCAGGGUCGCCUUUGCUGACUCGGACCUAGAUAGUGGUCUCGGGGUGAGGAUGGAUGAACCAGCAGACGACUCAGAUAGUGACCAUGCUCUGAACAUUUCUCUUUGAGAACCGCCAAGAGAAAGCCAUAACAGGAACCACACUCGACACACCAGCAGUCAGAGCCACAAGGCUUAAAGUUUAACGGUAUAAAUAUCAGUUUGACAAGUUAGAUCACAGGAACUUUAAUCCCCUUUCUGCUUUCUUAUGUUUGCAAAUAUGUCACCUAUAGACAAAAAUCUAAUUAAAAUCAUCAGCUCAGGUUUAGUGCAAGAUAAAAAAAACACGUAAAGGAAAAGUUACUGUCAUUUAGAUUCUGCAUAAAAUACCAACAAAAAGAGUCUGCUUCUGAAAAGAGGAAAAGCUGAAGGAUCAUCAUUAUUAUUGCUGGUUUAUCGUUUAAUUAAAACCUCGAGUUUGUUUCUCAGUGCUGAGAGAUGAGACGGUCAAAUACAGACAACAGGAAAACCGUUGCUGCUGGUGAUAAAACUGGUGAAUAUGUUUUAGUAAAACUAACUAAUCUGUUGAUCUGAAAUCAUUUAACCUGGAUUACAGCAGUAAACUCUUUGUUUAUAUGUUUCAUGGGUUGCCUUAAAAUUUUACCUCCUUUAAUAAAAACAUCCUUAAAUUUG